This is a messenger RNA of Plasmopara halstedii, 543 nucleotides long. RefSeq lists its product as uncharacterized. NCBI's taxonomy places the organism in Eukaryota, Oomycota, Peronosporomycetes, Peronosporales, Peronosporaceae. The transcript has a single exon. The record is from RefSeq and is a predicted model, not a curated record. Bases 94 to 318 code for a protein of 74 amino acids.
UAAUACUUCAGUCUGCAUCGAGAAAGAUUUCAGUGAGAACUUUUCCACUUUGGCGUUUUGUUGGUUCUCAGAAAAACAGAAGAGUGACGGCUGAUGCAAUGUUCGAGCAAUUGUGUGUUAUCGGAUCUCCAGACGGAGAGCUAUUCCCAUUUUCAGAGAUUUUCCGCAGUUGGUGACUGUGAUGUCAAUAGAUUAAGACCGGAAGCCCAAAAUUAUCGGCAGCCUUGGUAUUUUCAAGGCCGAAUCGCGCAAUCACAUUGCUAUUUUCUACUGGAUCAUUGGAGUUUCUUUCGUGAUCAAUCUCCAAAAUCACGAUAAAUAAGCCACAAUGAAAUUCGAUUGGUGCUCUUUAUUAUGCCCUUCAAUUUCAAAAUUUCGCUGCUUUCGUCUGCAAUGAUCAUAUCUUUGAGAUAUCGGGAUAUGAUUUCAUAAAGAAAUCACCAAUUGUCCAUGUAUUCGCAACUUGCUUGAGUCCACAGAUGGCCUAUUCUGUUGGCAUGCAAAGCUUGAGUACCCUAUGCACCAAUCACCACGCAGGUUCUA